AUGGCAAGGAAGGCAAGUACGUCCGUAAAGAAGCCACAGCAUCUUGCGGCCGUUGAGGAAGGGGCUUUACACGUGCAGAGUGCAGUAUGCAGAAAUGCAGAAAUGCAACGACCUGAACAGGAAACAUGGAGGGCACCUCAUGAGUUGCAGAUGCGUCCAUUAGUGCACGCAAGGGAGGAAAAGGUGCAGGCGGGAGAGGACGCAGCCGGAUCGUGGCUUGAGUCUAUUCCACGUCCCUUCCAUCAUCACCAUCGUCGUUGGUGCUCCGUUUUGACCGAGGUGUGGACGGGUGACGGGUGGGACCAGCGGGACAGGUGGCCCCAGCUGGCUCAUGAGUUUAUGGCAGGUGUGCUCCCUGCAGGUGUCCAGCUUGCUGCUUCCCGUCGUGUCUUGAUCCAGGAAAACACCGUGCUCUCGAAGGCAGGAGUACAUGAGCUGAAGCCUGAGGCCCCUUCACGCUACAUGUGUAAAUGUCCCUACCUAGAUACCCUCGAGAGUCUGAACGGGGAAGACACUCAGGAGUUCAGAGUCCAGAAUCCAAAAGUCCAAGUCCAGACUGAACUGUGGAAAGCAGAAACUCCCGGGGAAAUUGCUUCGGCCCUUGCCUUUUCGACACCAGCUGAACGACAAAGACUGGAACUCUGCAUCGCCAAUAUGGAACCCAAUUACAACUCACCCAAAUGUAUCAGGUCCGUAUCCGUACUCUCAUCACCUCGACCCCUCGAUCCCUCGACCCCUCCAUGGACCCUCGCUGAACCCUCGUCGAUCGAUCAACCCUCGAGUUUGACGCGCCUCGACGGUUCCAGUCCUGCGUCCCGGCUCCCGUCUCCCAUCUCCCAUCCUCAUGUUGUCACCACCGUCAUCACACACCACCAUCAGCCCGUCGCACCCCACACCGUCUCUGGCUUGCCUCUGGCUUUCUACUUCCCUCAGCAUCUCAAGUACACUUCGGCCUCGUCGCAUCCGUGGCAUAAUACCCACAAGGCGGGUGUUUGCCACCUACCUAGUCCCGACUUCACUAGUGUAACAUUUCACCCAGCAAUGUCUCCGAUCCUACGGAUACAGCCAUGGGAAAUUGACAAUCGGCUCGCCAGCCUGGAUCUUGUUGACCCAAUGGGGACCAAAGACACAGAAUUGUCUCUCAUUCGUCAACAAACCGACAGACAUGGAGGCUUCCAUGCGAGGUGUCGUGGGCCGGUCAGCACACCCUGCGUGCCUGCGUGCCUCCAUGUAUGCAACUUCACGGCGCAUCUCCUAUCCCACUCGUCGCAUACGACAUACGGCGACGUGGAGCUCGGACUCCUAUCGCGGCUGCUCCCCGUCCACCUAGUCCUGGAAAUUGUCCUGGAUGUUUGGGUGACUGAACCUCACCUCGUCCUCAACGCGCUGCACCCACGCCAGCCCAUCACCAUCUUCCAGCUCACCAGCCCUUUGCCGAUUAUUGCACGCCGGCCGACCCCUUUCCGGCAUGCCGAAUGUCGGCAGCUCAGGGCCGGCGCAACACUUACACACCUCGCUGCUGUCUCCUUACCUCGUCCCUUGAGGGCAUUGGAUAGUACGGUGCCCAACAGACAAGAGUCGCCAACCAACAAAAUCCAACUCCGGCUUCUUGCGGCGACUCUUCAAACUCCCAUCAUUUACAUCACCAUGAUCCUCUUCUCGACCCAAUGA
Colletotrichum lupini is the source of this 1671-nucleotide messenger RNA. RefSeq lists its product as uncharacterized. The transcript is spliced from 11 exons. NCBI's taxonomy places the organism in Eukaryota, Fungi, Ascomycota, Sordariomycetes, Glomerellales, Glomerellaceae. The record is from RefSeq and is a predicted model, not a curated record. Bases 1 to 1671 code for a protein of 556 amino acids.